UCUAUUUAAUCUCUGAAGAAGCUGAAGCUUCACUCACCAUUGUCCAUGGCUUCCUUCUUCUUCUUCUUCCCCCACACAAUGAAACUCCCCAUGUUCGCCGCCGUUUUCUUCGCCGUCCUCUCCCUUACCGCCGCCGCUUCGUGCUCUAAGCCGCUGUACGCCUGUGACUCUUCCAACUCACUCACCAAAACCCUCCCAUUCUGCAAAACCUCUCUGUCGAUCAAGAAAAGAGCCCAUGAUCUUGUCUCUCGGCUCACAUUGAACGAGAAGAUCCUCCAGCUCGUCAACACUGCUCCGGCGAUCCCCCGCCUAGGUAUCCCCGCCUAUGAGUGGUGGUCGGAGGCCCUACACGGUGUUGCCAAUCGCCAUGGCAUACGCCUCAACGGCACCAUCAAAGCCGUCACUAGCUUCCCUCAGGUUAUCCUCACCGCCGCUACCUUCGACGCCGAUCUCUGGUACCGAAUCGCAAAGGCGAUAGGAACAGAGGCGAGAGCAGUGUACAAUGUGGGGCAAGCGAAGGGGUUAACAUUUUGGGCGCCAAACAUAAACGUAUUCAGAGAUCCAAGAUGGGGAAGAGGGCAAGAAACACCAGGAGAAGAUCCAACAGUGGCAGGAGUAUACUCAGUAGCAUAUGUGAGAGGGAUUCAAGGGGACUCCAAAAAAGGAGGGAAGCUUGGGAACAGACUCAAAGCUUCGGCAUGCUGCAAGCACUUCACUGCCUACGAUCUCGACCGGUGGAACGGGAUCACUCGAUACGUAUUCGACGCCGAGGUGACGAUGCAGGAUAUGGCUGAUACAUAUCAGCCACCAUUUAAGAACUGUGUGGAGAAGGGGAGGUCGAGUGGUAUAAUGUGUGCGUACAACAAGGUGAAUGGGGUGCCCAGCUGUGCUGAUCAUCAUCUAUUGACUGCUACUGCAAGAAGAGAAUGGAAGUUUAAUGGGUACAUCGUGUCGGACUGUGAUGCAGUGUCACUGGUUCAUGAGACGCAUAAUUACGCCAAAACUCCAGAAGAUGCGGUGGCUGAUGUCCUUAGAGCUGGAAUGGACGUCAACUGUGGUUCAUAUUUGAAGGAGCACACAGAAUCUGCUGUGGAGAAGAACGUGGUAGCGGUCACCGAUAUAGACCGAGCACUCCACAACCUCUUUUCUAUUAGAAUGAGACUCGGUUUGUUCGAUGGCAACCCGACCAAACUGCCGUUUGGCCACAUCGGUCCGAACCAAGUUUGCACAAGGGAGCAUCAAAACCUGGCUCUCCAAACUGCAAGAGAUGGCAUUGUUCUCCUAAAGAACUCUGCCAAUCUCCUUCCACUUUCCAAAUCAAAAACACGCUCUCUUGCUGUUAUUGGCCACAAUGCUGAUAACCCAAUUAUGCUUAUAGGGAAUUACGCAGGAAUCCCUUGCAAAUUUGUUACCCCAUUUCAGGGUUUGAAGAGUUAUGUUAAGGAAACCAUUUACCACAAAGGCUGCAACUGGGCUAACUGUACAGAUGCUACGGUUGAUGAAGCAGUGAAGAUAGCGAAAAGUGUGGAUUACGUCGUGUUGGUUAUGGGGCUCGAUCAAACCCAAGAGCGAGAAGAUUUUGAUCGUACUCACUUGGGGCUCCCAGGAAAACAAGAAAAACUUAUUGCUGAAGUCGCUAAAGCUGCGAAAAGACCUGUCGUUUUGGUGAUUCUCUCGGGAGGCCCGGUCGAUAUAUCUUCAGCUAAGUAUAAUGAGAAGGUAGGAAGCAUAUUGUGGGCUGGUUAUCCAGGGCAAGCUGGAGGAACUGCAAUUGCAGAGAUCAUAUUUGGUGAUCACAACCCAGGAGGAAGAUUGCCAGUAACUUGGUAUCCACAAAAUUUCAUCAAGGUUCCUAUGACAGACAUGAGAAUGAGAGCAGACUCUUCAUCAGGCUACCCUGGUCGUACUUACCGCUUCUAUACAGGACCGAAAGUCUACGAAUUCGGCUACGGUCUCAGCUACUCUAACUUUCUCUAUAAAUUCACAUCAGUUUCUGAAAACAAACUAUACCUAAGCCAUCCAACAGCUACUCAGCCAGCCAAGAACUCCGACUCAGUUCGUUACACACUUGUCUCGAAGCUGGACAAGAAGUUUUGUGAGAGCAAGGCUAUGAAUGUCACGAUCGGAGUCAGAAACGAAGGGGAAAUGGCUGGUAAGCAUUCGGUAUUACUAUUCGUGAAGCCUAAAAAACCCGUAAACGGGAGUCCUUUGAAGCAAUUGGUAGGAUUCAAGAAGGUGGAGAUAAAUGCAGGAGACAGAAGUGAGGUUGAGUUUUUGUUGAACCCUUGUGAGCAUGCAAGUAAGGCUAAUGAAGAGGGAUUGAUGGUAAUCGACGAAGGGUCGUAUUCAUUGGUCGUCGGAGAUGUGGAACGUCCUUUCGAUAUCUUUGUCUGAUACAUAUUUAUUAUCAGUUGAAAUGUAGCUUUCAAGAACCUGAGUGAUUAGGGAAGUUAUUAUCUUCACUCUUGUGGCUUGAGAUGAGCAAGUGUUCAUUAUGUUCUUCACUCAAUUUUCAGAGUACUAAUAAAAACACAUUACUACCA
Messenger RNA from Cucurbita pepo subsp. pepo (vegetable marrow), 2543 nucleotides. Its product is annotated as putative beta-D-xylosidase 7. The record is from RefSeq and is a predicted model, not a curated record. Gene Ontology annotation, biological process: arabinan catabolic process; xylan catabolic process. Gene Ontology annotation, molecular function: alpha-L-arabinofuranosidase activity; xylan 1,4-beta-xylosidase activity. Lineage: Eukaryota; Viridiplantae; Streptophyta; Magnoliopsida; Cucurbitales; Cucurbitaceae. Gene Ontology annotation, cellular component: plant-type cell wall.